GACAUUUAACAAUUUCCACCUGUUCCACAAAGUAGGGAAAAAAAUAUAUAAAAUAUUGUAAUUUGUAAAAAGUUUUAAACUAUAAUGGCGCUUACUAUCUAUUCAAGAAAUUAUUUGAAAACUAUAUUUCAAAGAGUUCUUACAUCAAAAUCAACAAACACUUGUUUUUAUUCGGAUACGGCUGAAGAUGGUGAUGAAACUCAAGAAACGCCGAUUGAUCCAUCGAAGGACAGAACUAAAGUGAUCCCGGUUGAAACAAGUAUCCGAUAUCUUCAGAGUAAAGCUUACAAACAGACGUACGGUGAUAAGCCAGUUUGGUUCCUGUAUAGACGCAAUCACAAGGGUGCAUUUGCUCCUCGGAAAACCAGAAGAACGUGUGUCAGAAACGGAAUUAUAUCGACAGGGAAUCCGUGCCCAAUUUGUCGCGACGAGUAUCUGGUUUUAGACCCCAGAAACACUGGACUCUUAGAACAAUUUAUAUCAGAAUAUACUGGACAGAUAUUAGAUUCAUUCAAAACCGGACUAUGUCAAAAGAAACAUAAAGAUCUACUAGUGGCUAUUGAGAAAGCCUGGGAUGAAGGGAACUUGACAUAUGAUGUGCCAUUCAGAGUGUACGACUACUCUGUAUAUAACAAGAGUCAUGAGCAGAGUCAAUAACUUGAAACAGUUUUGAGGUACAUACUUAAUUAUAUUGUAAGUGAUAAUAAAAAUUUGUUAGUUAGA
Messenger RNA from Aricia agestis (brown argus), 723 nucleotides. RefSeq names its product 28S ribosomal protein S18b, mitochondrial (gene mRpS18B). Gene Ontology annotation, biological process: mitochondrial translation. The coding region runs from base 85 to 657 and encodes 190 amino acids. The transcript has 2 exons. Lineage: Eukaryota; Metazoa; Arthropoda; Insecta; Lepidoptera; Lycaenidae. Gene Ontology annotation, cellular component: mitochondrion; ribosome. The record is from RefSeq and is a predicted model, not a curated record. Gene Ontology annotation, molecular function: structural constituent of ribosome.